Molecule: messenger RNA, 936 nt
Organism: Gopherus evgoodei (Goodes thornscrub tortoise)
Lineage: Eukaryota; Metazoa; Chordata; Testudines; Testudinidae
Product: olfactory receptor 5V1-like
Exons: 1
Coding region: 4-936 (310 amino acids)
Biological process (GO): G protein-coupled receptor signaling pathway
Cellular component (GO): membrane
Molecular function (GO): G protein-coupled receptor activity; olfactory receptor activity
Source: RefSeq, a predicted model, not a curated record
AGGAUGACAGAUGCAAGGAACCAAACAGGCGUGUCCGAGUUUAUUCUGCUGGGUUUUUCUGAGCACCCUCAGGUGCAGCUGAUACUAUUUGUUGCCUUUGCAUCUGCAUAUGCCGUGGCCCUGCUUGGGAAUUUCUCCAUCAUCACAGUCAUCUGUUCACAGCCUGGACUCCACACUCCCAUGUACUUCUUCCUAGUCAACCUCUCCCUGCUGGACAUUGGCUGCGUGACCUCAACCGUGCCACAAAUGCUGAAGAACUUGCUGGCCCAAAAGAAGGCCAUCUCCUUCCAAGGCUGUCUAGCACAGAUGUACUUCUUCACCGCCUUUCUAGCAACGGAGCUGUUGCUGCUGACUGGCAUGGCUUUCGACCGCUAUGUGGCCAUUUGCCACCCCUUGCGCUACUCCCUUGUCAUGAGCUGGAGGACCUGCUGCCACCUGGCAGUAGGUGUAUGGGCAUCAGGCUUCCUAAUCUCUCUGCCACAUACUCUCUCCUUGCUCAGCUUGUCCUUCUGUGGGCCCAACAUUAUCAACCACUUCUUCUGCGAGCUACCACCACUGCUUCAGCUGUCUUGCAGCAACACAAGCUACAACCAAACCUUGGCCCUGGUGACGGAUGUGUUCCUGGGCAUAGGCUGCUUCCUCCUCACCCUCCUCUCCUAUAUCUACAUCGUCUCUUCUGUCCUGAAAAUCCGGUCUGCUGCAGGGAAGCGCAAGGCCUUCUCUACCUGCUCCUCUCAUGUGAUAGUGGUGACGCUUUUUUAUAGCACCGUGAUCUACACUUACGUCCGGCCUCCCUCUGCUUACCUGGACAGAGACAAAGCUGUGGCUGCUCUGUACACUAUGGUCACUCCUCUUGUCAAUCCCCUCAUCUACAGCUUGCGGAACAAGGAGGUGAAAGAGGCCUUUAAAAAACUUAUGGGUGGAAACAGAGGCUGA